Cyclocybe aegerita is the source of this 849-nucleotide messenger RNA. Lineage: Eukaryota; Fungi; Basidiomycota; Agaricomycetes; Agaricales; Hemipholiotaceae. The record is from the annotation of a GenBank genome assembly.
AUGGCCGAGUACUUCGAUCCUGGGUUCAAAGAAUCUUUGGAGAACGUCAAUGGAGACAUAUCUACACGUUGGCCCAUCUUCCGCGAUGAGAAACGACCCCAAGAAACCAUCUACGAUGUGAUUACGAAUCAACUCGCUGAGAUGGAUGGGCCAGAUGACCUGCCGUACUGCCUGGACCUCUAUUCCAUGUGUUUGAGCUAUAUUCACCAGCACGACGCUGAAGAAAAUUGCGAGAUACAUAGGUCUAGUAUUCGGCAAGCAUUGGUUAUCCAUGCCCCCGCUGUUCUGAAAGUAGUCUGGGAAGGAUUCUUCAUGAUGUUUCCUUUUUUCCCGGACGAUCUUGACCCUCAAAUGAUCGCAUCUGCCAUAAAGUUCGUCACAAAAUUGUUCGACCCCUUCGACACCUGGGAUGAAGGCGCGGAAUCACCAGGCAAUUGGCUCUUCACCCUAUGUCUUUGUUCCCCAGUUGUCGCCAUCCUCGACCACUGUUUUUUCUUCGCGGAUGAUCACGAAAUUUGUCAGAGCCGGGAGAUACGAAGGUUCGUCCGCGACGAGGUCAAUGACCCCAUGGAUGUGCACCCGCCUGAGGAAUACUACAAACUGCUCAAAGUUGGCAUAGUCCAUGAGCGGUUCGAUUAUCUUCUUUCGAGCAAUCUCCCCUCUGGUGCUCUCUCCGAUGUACUCGAGGAUCUCCUAGAGCGAGUGGCGGUCCCAGGUUCCCAUCGCAUUUGGGACAAGGCGCUAAACAGGGCAGUCGCUCUUCUCGACGAUUGCGCCUGCGGUCGUGAAGGGAUUGAGGGUCAUCUGAUGUGGGAGUACAUAUAUCGCGUCCAUUGCCUCAUCAAGUAA